AUGGCGCCCGACCUCCAGUCCAGCAAGAUCGCCUUCAUCGGCGGCGGCAACAUGGCGGCCGCCAUCAUCGGCGGUCUCCUGGCCAAGUCCAUCUCGAAGCAGCACAUCACCGUCGCCGAGCCCUGGGAGGUCAACCGCGACAAGAUGGCCGCCCUCGGCGUCAACACGACGACCUCCAACGCCGACGCCUUUGCCGACGCCGACAUUGCCCUGCUCGCCGUCAAGCCCCAGGUCGCCAAGGGCGUGUGUGAGGAGCUCGCCGCCGCCGUCGCCGGCCGCGACCGCCUGCCCGUCGUCGUGUCCAUCGCCGCCGGCAUCACCCUCGACGCCCUGCAGAAGUGGCUCACGCUGCCCGACGGCAGGGUGCCCCACGUGGCGACCGAGUGGGUGGACAAGGAGGAGCUCAUUGACGUCGUCACCGGCCUCUCUGGCUCCGGCCCCGCCUACUUCUUCGCCAUGGUCGAGCACCUCAUCGCCAGCGCCGUCGGUCUCGGCCUGUCCCCCGAGCAGGCCAAGCGCCUCGCCGCCCAGACGUGCCUUGGCGCCGGCAAGAUGCUCGUCGAGUCCCCCGAGGCGCCGAGCCAGCUGCGCAAGAACGUCACGAGCCCGAACGGCACCACGCACGCCGGUCUGCAGAGCUUCGAGGCCUCGGGCUUUGCCGAUGUCGUCGACAAGGCCGUCAAGGCUGCGACGGCGCGAGGCGAGGAGCUCGGCAAGACGCUAGGCAACCAGUGA
This is a messenger RNA of Verticillium alfalfae VaMs.102, 735 nucleotides long. Its product is annotated as pyrroline-5-carboxylate reductase. Lineage: Eukaryota; Fungi; Ascomycota; Sordariomycetes; Glomerellales; Plectosphaerellaceae. The coding region runs from base 1 to 735 and encodes 244 amino acids. Gene Ontology annotation, biological process: L-proline biosynthetic process. The record is from RefSeq and is a predicted model, not a curated record. Gene Ontology annotation, molecular function: pyrroline-5-carboxylate reductase activity. The transcript is spliced from 3 exons.